GCAACAGAAGGAAGAGUUCGCCCAUAUGCUGCAGAACCUCGACGUUGGAAUAUCAGAGUGGAAAGUGCCCCCUCCCCAUCUUCAAGUAUAAAUCCUCUUAUGCGGACGAGUUUGCAAUCCAUCACAAAUCAGCUCUGGCUUGCAGUCGGGGACUGCAGGCAGGUGAGGAGGGCGAGGGGUCAUUUUCCCUUAGGAUAUGAGAAGAUAACGCCAAAAUUGCUUGAUUCUCUGAUGGACGCCGGAUCUAAGAUCGGGGAACACGAGGACGCGCUGACGACAUUGUCGCAGGUAUGGUGUGGAAAAAUGCAUUACCCACGAACCCAUAAGUAGUCAAGAUCGCACUUUAUUUGCAGGACAAAUCGAGAAGAACUGUUGGGAGUUCUACGAAGCACACCUUGACAUCCGCAGUGUUAUAGUCGCGUUUGGUGUGUAUGUGUAGGUGUAGCGUCGUGGCCGUAUGUAUCAGAAAGCCACCUUCUACUUGUUCCGAAAGAGCACUCUCUACUUAGAGCAGCACGAGUUCCUGAUGUUCCCAAACAACGUUUACAAAAUGCCUAUGUCUCAACCCCUGUACACACCAGAUCUGCAGGACAACUAUGUCUAUGGGGUGGUACAAGGGGGGGGCGCAAAGUGUCCACGUGCUGCAAUCCCUUUGGCAUGACAACUCUGGGGUAUGGGUAUCUGUCGGUUUUUCCACCGGAUAGCAGGGCGAAACCUGGCGAGACAUUCACGACCUUUUUUCCACAAAGAGAGGUAAUGUGGUAUCAUCUUGAAUAAAUGUGCCCCUACAAUCGAGCCGCCACGAAAGCACGGGAAGUGUUUGUAUUGCUGAUGUUCUUACCCACUGUCCCCGGGAUAGCGAAAGUCUGUGUUGCGGGCUGGCACAGUGGUAGUAGAUCUAUUAUUGAUUCGUCAGCUUAGAAGAGCUGCAAAACAAAUCCUCGCUUUCGUGCCGGCGGGGCACUCUUAUUUCACCUGAAUAUGUGGACCUGAAGGACCCAGAAAUGCUGUCGGAUUUGCACCAAAUCAACGCGGAGACGAAAGCCGCAAGUGAUAUGGUAUAGGUGUAGCGCACAAGCAGCUCCUUCAGAAUGAAUUUGAGAUUGAGUUUCUUUGUCCUUUUACUUCUGUCACUUUUUUUGCGCUUGAGCGCUCGAUUCUUUUUCUUUAAAAGGAGCUGAAACGCACGGCAAAAUCAAUAUAAUCAAUGACAACUCAUUCCCAGUUCCGCGAUGCGUACGAGUCCGUGGCCGGGAUUCUGAAAGAGCUGCAUUUGACCCCAGACCAAACUGCGGAUUACCUACGGGAUAGCAAAAUUGCCGCGGCCGAGAUCUUCGGGGAGCAAGCGAAGAGCACGGGGCACACGGUGGAAGACCAAUUGCAAAACAUGGAGUCCGCGACCAAGAUGGUUGAGAAGUUUUUGUAGGGUUUUGCCAACAAUAAAUAGAAAUUCUGUAUAUAGAUACGCCGAACUUAAGUUUUAUGAAUUUGCUGUUGUUGAGCUGUUUUUACUUUCAGUAUUAUUUGGAAAAAUUUUGCAGGAUGGUAGUGGUACUUAUCAAAGCGAAAGUUGAAUAGAGCUCUCUUACUUACUUUAACCUGGCGGAAGAUUUUGCAACUGUGCGGAAGAUUCUUGUGCCACUUGGAACUUGGGACUACAGCCUGUUUGUUGCAUGGACGAACUAGAACUAGCACAAUUUAGUCAGGUCGAGAAGGUAGACUGCCGGGACUUCCUUGACUCAAACAAUUUCAAAGAAACUUUUGAACAGACUCCUUUUGGAGUUUCCCACGACAGCAGCUUUAUAACAAAAAUGUGGUCUGCGGAAAGGGAUGAAGUGGAGGACAGCACGAUGUGUCGGCGACAAUAUUGG
Messenger RNA from Amoebophrya sp. A120, 1871 nucleotides. The record is from the annotation of a GenBank genome assembly. NCBI's taxonomy places the organism in Eukaryota, Dinophyceae, Syndiniales, Amoebophryaceae.